AUGGCGGAUUGCCCGGAUCUUUUCGAGGUCCAGAAAGUCCUUUCAAGACGGACAAGAAAAGGCCAUGUUCAGUAUUUGAUCAGAUGGAAAGGUUACGGAAGUGAAAAUGAUACUUGGGAGCCUCAGGGAGGUUUGGUUGCUUGUCGGAUAUUUGUCAACCUUUAUAACAAAAGGCAUGGCUAUCCCUUAAUGGGAGCCCAUGGAGAAACCAUUCGGCCAAAGAAAAAACCCAAUUCAUCAAAAGUUGCUGCCAGGGCACGACUCAAUAAAGCAAAGGGGAAGAAGCCCAGUCCACAUCGAAAGGUAGUUGCCAAAAAGCACACCAAAUUAAAGGCCUAUCCUGUACGAAGUCGGGAGAACUCCUUGUCAGAAUCUGUAAAUGAAACUAACAACCUUACAAAGAAAGGUUUAGAUUUAGAAAGAGAAAUCAAACCAAAGUCGAAACUGAAAGAAGUAAAGAACAAAAUAGAUGCGAAAAAGGUUGUCAAGCAAAGAAAAAAAUCUGAUGUUUCCAGUCUUAGUGGUGAGAAGCCGAAAGGCCUGAAAACAUCGAAGUCCACUAAGGUGAAUGUCAAAGACACUGAUGUUAUUAAGGUCAAGGUCCAUAAAACUUCUAAGCAGCCAAAAGUCAAGGCUGUAGAUUCUGCCAAGAAUAAAACUGACAGUAACAAAAAAUCAAAAACUAAUCUUGAUAAAACAAAGGCUGCUGAUGCAGUCGAUAGAAUCAUAACUAAGGGGAAGAUCAAGGGUAAAGUUGCAAAACUUCCGAAGGUCAGAGUCAGUAGUUCAGCUGAUGAAUCUUCAGACUUUGAUGGUGAAAGUGAGGAUGAAGACUACAUUCGUUAUAUGCUGGCACCGGCUUUACUGAAAAAAUUGGAAACAGUUGACCGUGAAUUAGACUCAAAACAAGCAGCUUUGUGCCCAGGUGGGUUCAGUGGACCAAAAAGGAAGAAAAUCAAGGCCAAAUGUGAUAAUAAAACACUGAAAAUUCUAAAUAAAUAUAAAAACUUUUCACAAGAAACUGUUUGCAACAAGAAGAAAUCAAACUGCAGUGGAAAAUGUAAAAAACACGGAAAAGUUGUCAGGAAAGGAAAUGUGGUUCGACGGGGGAGUGAUUGUUCUAGUCGUAGUAAAAUCUCCCCUAAAGCCGCUGGUAAACUACUGCCAAUGAAGCCCCUGCAUGUUAAGACAGAAUCUGCACAACCUGUCUCAUUGCCAAAAGCUCCAAAGAUGCAAACGGAUUCGAAACUACAAAUGCCAGGUGUUCUGGACUUUGCUACAAUUUACAAAACUCCACCAACGUCGCCUCAUCUUGCCCGUUCCUCCUCUAACACUCCAUCCAGGCCCAGCACCCCUGUACAUAACGGAUACUUCGCAGACCUUCCAACAAUGCCUUUGGUUCCAACUCUUCCAAGCAGUCCGUCAACAGACUCCUAUCUCUCACUAAUAACAGACUUGCCACAAAAAUUGCAAGCGACAAAACUUUUUCGGCGAGUUGGCAGUCAGGCUGAGGAUGAGGCGGAGGUGAAGAGGCGAGUCAGUGUCCGCCAGAGCGAAAGUGCAUUUAAAUAUCGGGAUAUAGUUGUCAAGAGGUGUGCGCAUUAUACACAGAUUUGGCUGUUCACUAAUACCAAAUUCAGGAACGCGCUGAACCCACAUGUCUUUCAGGAAUUGAUCUCUGCAUUUCAUAAUGCCAAGCAUGAUGAUAGUCGUCUUGUAUUACUCAGCGGUACAGGAAGGAUAUUCUGCUCAGGGAUUGACUUGUUCUACUUAUCAUCAGAGGAUACUAAAUCUGCAGUGAACAAAAUGAUAGCUUCUCUGAGGGAAUUCAUCAAGACAUUGAUAUCAUUCCCAAAGCCAAUCGUGGCUGCAGUGAACGGUCCAGCUGUCGGUCUUGGUGCUGCUAUUCUGCCUCUGUGUGACAUAGUCUACGCAAGCGACAAGGCAGAGUUCUACAUGCCUUAUACUCGACUAGCGCAGACCCCUGAAGGAUGUGCCUCUUUAAUGUUUCCUAAUGUGAUGGGAUUGCCAUUGGCAAAUGAGAUGCUUCUAGGUGGAAGGAAGCUGACUGCGAUAGAAGCAUAUCAGAACAACCUGGUGUCUCAGGUUUACUGGCCUACGAGUAUGAUGCAGGAAGUUAUUCCAAAGGUGGAAUCUAUGGCCAGUCAGUCUGCCAAGGCUCUGGAGGCCACCAAACUGAUGGUUAGAAGUCACUUGAAAGCUAAGAUGGACUACACUAAUGAAUCGGAAUGCAAUAUGUUGUACGAGUCUUGGUUAUCGACAGACUUCCAACGGGCAAUCAAGAAGUAUUUAGAAGAAGAGGAGGAGUUGUUACAUUGAUGACAGCUUAUUGUAAAGAAUACCUGUACAGGGUUUUCCAUGAAUUAUCAUGUAAAGCAAUCAGUUUUAGAGUUGAUCUACUUCUUGGUGUAAUUAUUGAAUGACCUGUUUGUAAGGCAAAAAAGCCUGGGUGUUGUACAUGCUGUAUUGUAUUCAGCAGUCCCAACUUUUCUACAAUUUUCCACAGGUUUGCGAUUGAAAUACAAAAGAAGAUUUAAAAAGAAGGAAUGGUGUUCUUCAUCUGAAAUACUUUUAGUAAACUUGGGGGAAAUUUUCAGCAUGAUUGUGUGAAUCGGGGCACAUUUGACCCAAAAGGUAGCUAAUUUGAUUCUAUGCAGUUUUAAGACAAUUUGACUUGUAAUAUAUCACUAUCAGAAGAAAAAUGAAGUAAAGGUAUCCCAUCCCAUUCAACAAUUUAGACAGCCUUGAGAAAUUUCCUGAGUGCAUCUACUUUAACUUAGUUUAAGUUAAGGAGCAUGGUCCUAGACAGCAUCUCAGUUAGCAGUAGCAUUGUACGAUGAUGGUCCUCCAAAAUUUAUUGGGUCAGCUAUGAAUAAUUGUGGGACGGCUGUGAAUAAUUAAAAUAUGAGAACAGUUCUUGAAGAUGCAGGUUUUGUCUGUUUUUUUGUCCUUCUAAUGUGUGGUGUCCAUUAUGCGAUCAGUGCUUGCGGUCUCGUUGCAGUUGUCCUCCUUCUCUGGUAACCAUUGUUCAAAUGGGGUGUACGUGUAUUUGUGUUUCGUCAGUAGCAUCCUACACAUGAUGCCAUUGAUGCUGUCGAGCUGUUGAACUUAGUCAUCAUGGCCAUGAAUAGGGCUGACCACGACCCUGUCAUCAGAUCACCAAAUCACAGGGUUGAAUUUCUGGGGGCUAUCACUCCCAACAUGUUACCUCUUUUAUCAGAUCAUAUGUGCCAAGAACUUGUAUUGUGGUUCAAAUUUGUGAAAUAAUUCCUGGCUACAUUCCUAUGAUACUGAGAAUUUUACCAAAGUUUGUCGGUUUUGACAAUGCUUUUUGGAUGGGGAUGCCUAACAAAUGAUUUGAGAAAAUGAUUAUAAAUACAACAUUUUUCUGAUGUAGACAGUGACCUUUAAGUAAGUAUGAUGAAUGUUUAAUUGGCUGCUCCAUAUAGAUAUACAAGUUUGUUCAGAUCAAGAUGAUGUCUUUGCCUUUUGUGGAAAACUAUUUGCUAAUAUUUAGUCCAAGGAAUGAUAGACACAGUAUGUAUUGUAAUCUUGAUGGCUGAUUUUAUGGUGAACUCUGGUAUACAGUUACCAGUGACAGUAGACAUUAGGUUAUCCGGGUAAGAGUAUUUAAACUAGUCUGUGUUGUCUUAUAUCAUUAUUAGUCGUAAGUGUGACUGUGUUAAUUUCUUCCAUACUAAUUAAUAUUCUGUAAAAAUAGAAAGUACGUAUUUAGGAAGAUUACUAGAUGCAGUUGAACUGAAAGCAUGUUGAUAUUUCUUUGACAAUAUUUGGGAGUUAUGGCAUGGUUUUUGCAUUAUGUUGAUUUCAUGUUAAUGGGAUUACGUUGUGAUAAACUGAUUAAACCUCUGAAUAUAAUAAUGUAUUCUUUGGGAAGUUAACCGAAAUAAGUGUAUGUACUUUAAUGGGUGGUAUAUUGUUGUACUGUUAGCUGUUGACCACACUCUUGACACUGCAGGUAAAUGGCUCGUCUUGUUCUCAUUGAGAUUGUUGCUUAGAAUGAUUCUCCAUUGUGCCCUCAUAAAAUUCAUCAUCCUCAUUCAUACGUUGUGGUCUGCAAGUGCAAGUCUAAUCAUCUCAUUCAAGAAUGUGAUAAAUGACUUGUAAAAUUGGUUUGGAACUACACCCCACUCGAUCCUGACCUCAUACGUGUAUGUCUCACUUGGUCACGUCCACUAUUAGAUGUUGUAAAAACUACUGAACUAUUCCCUGGACAACACAUGUUUGAGAAUUAUAGUCAUGCCACUAGGAUUAGGAAAUUGUCUAGUUAAAGUGAACUGAAACCGCCAAGCCAGUUCGUAUGACCUCGUUUUCAUUUCCCGCGUAUCGGGUGAUCAGAACGAGGCAUGAAUGAAACAUGGCGCCUAGCUGUCAAUCAUUGAGUGACGUCACUACUAUGGAAUUUACUACGAAAACUCAUGAAUGAAAGAUCGCAUGACUCACAUGAUUCUCACAUGAUUCUCAAUAAUAACAAAUUGAACUGCGCAUGCUCGGGCACUGGGGGCGGAGCUACAAAUCUGAACUCGAAUAGGAAGUUGGAAGUUUGACUUUCUCGGGCGGUGAAAGUCGAAAAGUUGAAUAAAUCGCUCGGCGGUUCCAGUUCCCUUUAAGUGCAUGGAGAACUUGAGCUGGCAAAAUUUGUCUUGGGAUGGAUUGGGUUAUGCUAUUACAGUUCGUUUUGUAAUCUCAUCUUUAUUUGUAAGGGCUGAAUGGACGGAUGAUGUUUUGAUGGUAUUGCAUGGUAUUGCAUUGCUCAAGUAUUGUUAUGUUUGGCCAAUAUGCAUAUUUAAUGGUAAUUUUGUCGGGGAAAUUAUGUGCAGUGAUUUCGCAUAGUGUAGUAGAAAUGUAAAGAAAUUCCUUGCAAGGUUUUGAAAGACAUUAGUUGCUUCUGUUACAUUUCAUUACCAGUACCGUGCUUGAUUUUGAGAGAAAAAACUGCUGAACAUUUUUGGUAUCUUUAUUUGUCUUCAGAUAUGGCUUCUUGACUCUCUCAAUGGUUAUUCAAUAUUGGCAUUUUCAGUUCUUUUGUCUGAUUGCUUAUGAUCUGUCCAUCAAGUGUGCUACGUAUAUCAUGAAUAUUUUUUAAUUGGGGGGAGGGCAAUCUAAACAAAUGCAGUAAAAGAGAAUCUGUUCUAUUAUUGUUUUGGCCAGCAUGAAUUUAGAAAUUACUGAGUGCAGCGUUCAGGUGCGGCAGGAAAGAAUAUUUAUUAUAAAAUGCAGCAGAAUAGAAUUUUAAUCAUCAAAUGUGUACGAUUUUACCACUCUGCAUGUAGGCAACUGCACACACUGUGAACUUCCAAUAUUUUGAUAUUCUUCAACGUGUGAAAUGUCAGAGGUAAAGAUUGGUCGUAUAUGGCUGUAUAUUUGAAUUAAAAACUAAAGUAUUAUAAAAUCUUAACUUAUUGGUAAUUGUUUUAAGCCAUGUAAUGUUGUCCAUUUCUACCAUUGUACUACGCAGAAGGCCAGGUUUUAAGAGGAUUCAUAUUUUGACAAGUGUUGUGUCACUAACCAUUUAUUAUUCAAGACAUGAUGGGCGAACAAGUCAUUUCCAACGAGUGGGGUACAUACGAUUCACAGUGUCACGAUUCACCCUCGGGUCAUGUCAUGUCUUCAAGUCACUGUACAGUGCGAAUCCUAUAUUAACCCAGCCUAAUAUUGCACUCAUGUUAACGUAAAGUCUUUAGCCGUUUUACAGACUACUUCACACCAAUCAUCGAUAUCCUGUAACUUCUCCGUUUCCACAGUUGAAGUUUCUGGUACAAGCAGUAAUCUUUUAACAUUAAUGUGAGGAUGAAAUGUAAACUUGUAUACUUAAAAAAUAAAUUAUUACAUAAAGAUUA
Molecule: messenger RNA, 5882 nt
Organism: Lineus longissimus
Lineage: Eukaryota; Metazoa; Nemertea; Pilidiophora; Heteronemertea; Lineidae
Product: chromodomain Y-like protein 2
Exons: 7
Coding region: 1-2340 (779 amino acids)
Cellular component (GO): nucleus
Molecular function (GO): transcription corepressor activity
Source: RefSeq, a predicted model, not a curated record